AUGGCAGGUGUCAGGUCACUAGUCUUGUGGCUGGCAUGGGGCUGGGGACUCUGUGCCCAGCAUGGCAGCACAGAGAACAUAUGGGAAAGGUUUGCCAAUCUGCCUUACCCUAAGGACAACCUUUUCCUCUAUGACACUUUCCCUCCAGGGUUCAUGUGGUCUGUGGGCACAGCUGCUUACCAGGUAGAGGGGGGCUGGCAGCAAGAUGGCAGAGCACCCUCCAUCUGGGACACUUACUGCCACAAAGAAGGACGAGCCACUGGAGAUGUGGCCAGUGACAGCUACAACAACCCAUUCAGGGACACAGAGGCUCUACAUAUCCUGGGGGUGACACAUUACAGGUUCUCCAUCUCUUGGUCUAGGUUGUUCCCUAAUGGGACAGAAUCUGGUGCCAGCCAGGCAGGGCACUCCUAUUACAGAGCACUCAUUGACAGGCUAAAGGACAGGGGCAUAGAACCCGUGGUCACCCUCUACCACUGGGAUUUACCCCAGAGGCUGCAGGAACUCUAUGGUGGAUGGCUCAAUGAGUCCAUGGUGGGCAUCUUCCAAGCCUAUGCUAAGGCGUGCUUCCAGCUCUUUGGAAAUGAUGUCAAGUACUGGAUUACUAUUGACAACCCUUAUGUGGUGGCAUGGCAUGGGUAUUCCACUGGCAAAUUACCCCCUGGCAUCAAAGGAGAUAAACUGCUGGGGUACAGAGCUGGACACAAUCUCAUUAAGGCUCAUGCAUCUGUGUGGCAUCUCUACAACAAAGAAUUCCGUUCCACGCAAAAAGGUCUGGUAUCAAUAGCACUGGCUUCUCAUUGGAUAGACCCAGACAAAGAUAACAUGUCAGAAGAUAACGUUCGUGAAUGUCGCAAGUCCCUAGAUUUUGUGUUAGGAUGGUUCGCAAUGCCAAUCUUUCUAGAUGGUGAUUAUCCUCCGUCAAUGAAGAGCAACCUUUCCUCCUUGCUGCCGGAGUUCACAGAGAAGGAGAAGAGGUUUAACAAAGGGACGGCUGAUUUCUUUGCCCUGUCUUUUGGACCGGCCUUAAGUUUCCAGUUGUUGGAUGUGGACAUGAUGUUCCGACAAACAGAAUCUCUUAACCUUCGCAAGCUCUUAUACUGGAUAACUAUGGAAUACAACAAACCGCCAAUAUUUAUUGUGGAGAAUGGCUGGCUCCUCGCCGAAAUCACAAAGCAAGAGGAUGCAAAGUUUAUGUAUUAUCUCAAGAAGUUUGUCAUGGAAACUUUAAAGGCCAUUAGGACAGAUGGAGUGAAUGUCAUUGGCUACACGGCCUGGUCUCUGAUGGAUGGAUUUGAGUGGCACAGAGGGUACCUGAUUCGCCGUGGAUUGUUUUAUGUGGAUUUUAGAAGUCACAACAAAAAGCUGCUCCCUAAAUCCUCGGCCUUAUUUUAUCAGCAGUUGAUUAGGAAAAAUGGAUUCCCUCCACAACAAGAAUAUCAGCUAAUUCAAGGAACCUUUCCCUGCAAUUUUGCAUGGGGAGUUACUGCAUGCAGAAUACACAUUGACACAAUGCCAUCUCAAUUCAAUGACCCAAGUGUCUAUAUAUGGGACAUGUAUAGGACGAAAGGUCUCACGAAAGUGGAUGGCGUCAAACUUCCUAAAAGAAAAAUCCAUUGUGCUGACUUUGCAUCUAUUAGGCUUCAGAUAUCCAUGCUACGUUCCAUGCACAUCUCCCACUUCUAUUUCGCCCUGGAAUGGACCUCUGUAAUUUCCAAAGAGAACAUUUCUCAAAUUAACCACACAAUUAUACACUACUACCGUUGUUUCCUCAGUGAACUUGUCCGUGUCAAUAUUACACCAGUAGUUGCUUUAUGGCAGUCUAUGGCUGAACACCAAGGAAUUCCUUUUGCUCUCUAUAAAAUGGGAGGGUGGGAGAACUUUACCACUGUCCAGGCAUUCCUAGAGUAUGCUAGGCUAUGUUUUAGAGAACUUGGCAAGUUUGUAAGCAUGUGGAUAACCAUGCAUGAGCCCCCGGUGAGAAAUCUCACCUCAAAAGCUGGGCACAACCUUUUGAAGGCCCAUGCGGCAGUUUGGCAUUUGUACGAUCGAGAAUUCAGAAAAUCACAGAAAGGGAUAAUCUCCCUGGCUCUUCACGCCGACUGGGUGGAACCAGCUUCUCCAUUUUCUAAGAAUGACAACAACACCAGUGAGAGGUUUUUAGAGUUUGAGAUUGGUCGGCUAGCAGAGCCAAUAUUUAACAAUGGGGACUAUCCUAAAAUAAUGCGCGAAUGGUACAGCCGAAGGAACAAUCAUAAUGUCUUUGACUUUCACUUGCCCACUUUUACAAAAGAAGAGAAGCGUAUGAUCCGAGGGACAUUUGACUUCUUUGCUUUGACUCAUUAUACAACAGAGCUUGUGCAUUGGGAGGUGGAGGACCUAGCCAGAUAUGACCAUGGCCUGGAGGUGCAAUUUAUUAUGGAUCGAACCUUUCUGCAGUCAGCACACAAUAACGCUGUUGUUCCAUGGGGACUGAGAAAAAUCUUAAACUGGGUAAAAUCCAAAUAUGGAGAUAUCCCAAUAUAUAUCCUAGCAAAUGGGAUUGAUGAUGGCCACUUAGAAGAUAAAUUACGGGUCUACUACAUGCAGCACUAUAUUAAUGAGGCCUUAAAAGCAACUCUAAUAGAUGGAGUGAAUCUCCGUGGAUACUUUGCUUAUGCUUUCACAGACAAGAUGGACCCUCAGUUUGGCUUGUUCAAAUAUGUAGCAAAUAAGUACGAGGCUAAAGAUUCCAAAAUCUUAUACAGAAAAAUCAUAGACAAUAAUGGCUUUCCAGCUGUUGAAGCCACACCUGCCCCCUGUCUAGAAGAGAUUUUUGAAUGUACAGACUGUCAUUUUUUUCAGACCAGAAAAUAUUUAUUAGCUUUUGUGGCUUUUAUUUGUUUUAUCUUCAUAGUCUCAGUCUUCAUGAUCACCUAUUAUUCAAAAAAGGGCAAAAAGCGAUAUAAAUAAACAAGGAAAUACCUCCGAUUAGGAAGAUGAAAGAUGAAUGUGGAUUUUGCGGAAGGCAGCAUCAUGGGGAAGC
Messenger RNA from Nanorana parkeri, 3025 nucleotides. RefSeq names its product klotho (gene KL). Bases 1 to 2952 code for a protein of 983 amino acids. Gene Ontology annotation, molecular function: hydrolase activity, hydrolyzing O-glycosyl compounds. The transcript is spliced from 5 exons. Gene Ontology annotation, biological process: carbohydrate metabolic process. Lineage: Eukaryota; Metazoa; Chordata; Amphibia; Anura; Dicroglossidae. The record is from RefSeq and is a predicted model, not a curated record.